GCCAACGACAACAUUAUGGGCGGUGUCCAAAGCGAGCUGCUGCACAAGAACCUGGAGAAGUACCAGGCAGCGACCUUCCUGUCGCGAAGCGAGAUCAUCCACAUCCACAGACUCUAUCUAAAGCACGGGGGACAGGAUGACGAGGAGUCGCGGCUCUCCUGGCAAAAUGUUGUGAGGAUCCCGCAACUGGACCAGAACCCGUUCAAGAAGAGAAUAUGCCACGUGUUCUCCGAGGACUCGUCUGGCAACCUCACCUUCCUGGAGUUCCUGGAGAUGUUCUCCGUGUUCCACGAGAGUGCACCCCUGGGCACCAAAAUCCACCAUGCCUUUCGCAUCUACGACUUCAAUGAUGAUGGCAAGAUUGAUGCUGCAGACCUGUUUGAGGUGGUGUCCAGGUUGUGUGGACGCAAAGACGACAACGAAGAGUGCUUCGCAGACGACGCCCCACUCUCCGAUCUUGACGAAGCACAGGUGCAUGCCGAGGAGGGGGAGGUGCAAGCGAGAAGCGUGAUCACCCCAGGCCAGGUGGAGGAGAUUGUGAAGAAGACCAUCAAGCAGGCCGACCUUGAUGGAGACGCAUGCAUCUCGUACUACGAGUUCUACAGCGUCGUCGCGCGCUCGCACACGUUUCUCGACAGCUUUCGCAUUUGGUUCAACUGAGCCAACGCAAUCGCAGGGGCCAAGCAUCAAACCAACCACCACACAAGCACGCGGCAUGUUGUGGCCCUGCACUCAAUUGUCGCGCGGCGUCUGUGCGCACUUCCUGCAACUCCCUCGCCUUUGUCACACUCAUCAACCGCUUGCUUUGCCCUGGCCGGUUUAGACUCAACUUCUGACAUGCUGGUUCAUCAUUACCUUUGUUCGUCCUUUUGAUUCGUUGUUUGUUAUCUCGCAUCAUGACAUGACAUGACAUGACAUCACACGACGGCCAUAUCGCUUCGCUGUCACACCCCAUCACUUGUCCACACCACAUGUCACUUCACAUUGGUGGCCCACACUCAAGAUUGCGUUCCCCCGGCUUCUUUAUAUGACCCCAUGUUGCACACUACCAAAUUGAUCGGCUGGCUGCUCUGUUUAAUGCAUUGCAUAUCACGACUUGUAAACUACGACUACAGACA
Salpingoeca rosetta is the source of this 1118-nucleotide messenger RNA. RefSeq names its product calcium and integrin binding family member 2. The coding region runs from base 16 to 660 and encodes 214 amino acids. Gene Ontology annotation, molecular function: calcium ion binding. The record is from RefSeq and is a predicted model, not a curated record. Lineage: Eukaryota; Choanoflagellata; Craspedida; Salpingoecidae. The transcript is spliced from 4 exons.